Pollicipes pollicipes is the source of this 919-nucleotide messenger RNA. RefSeq lists its product as uncharacterized. The record is from RefSeq and is a predicted model, not a curated record. The transcript has 4 exons. NCBI's taxonomy places the organism in Eukaryota, Metazoa, Arthropoda, Thecostraca, Pollicipedomorpha, Pollicipedidae. Bases 1 to 576 code for a protein of 191 amino acids.
AUGCCGGAACCGGCAACAAACAGCUCGCUGGCGCGCUCGAGCCGGGUGAAGCGGCAGCUGGUGAUCCCGAACGGCCUGACCAUUGGCAUUAUCCCGCGCUUCGACUACACCGUCUUCCAAAACGCCAACGGAGAGCAGCUGGUGGUCAGCGUGGACGUCGAGAUCGACUACACGUUUCCCUCGUCGUCGGCUUCGGGGAAGAGUGGUCUGAACCGCAUCUCGCGACUUCUGUAUGACAAGCAGACGAUCUACUCCGGCCUCGAGACGGCGUUUACCAGGUUCGGCCUGAACGGCCGCGCCUGCACUCUGAGGGCCAUCUGCGAGGUGGGCGAGACUCCAGACCACCAGGACGGCCUGCUGGGAGACCUGCUGGGCUACCUGCUCUCGGCCUCCUACGGCGUAGGCCGGCGCUCAGAGCUGAAAGAGUACUACCAGGCUGAGUACUACGGACGGAAGUACGGCCACUGCGCCUCCGCCUUCCACACCUGCCCCAUCUCCAUCUUCGCGCUCGUGUCGGCGGACGAGGCUGACGCAGAUGGGAAGGACGAGGAAGCGCGGGACGAUGAUGAGAAGUGACCGCGGCUGUGGCGUCGCGACGCUACUCCGGACUGCGGUUAUGAUGUCACGCAGCUCCCGGGAACAGCGGUCAUGGUGUCAUGCCGUUGCUACGUAUCGCGGUCAUGGUGUUAUGCUGUUCCUCCGGACGGCGGUCGUGGUGUUAUGCUGUUCCUCCGGAUUGCAGUCAUGGUGUCAUGCUGCUCCUCCGGAUUGCAGUCAUGGUGUCAUGCUGUUCCUCCGGACGGCGGUCGUGGUGUUAUGCUGUUCCUCCGGAUUGCAGUCAUGGUGUCAUGCUGCUCCUCCGGAUUGCAGUCAUGGUGUCGUGCUGCUCAUUCGGACAGCGGUCAUGUGGUGGUGCCGC